CAAGCCUGUACAGACUGGCUCAUUAUACACAACUUGGAUCUGUGUAUGGUUGAUUGCGACGUGUUGGUGCUUGAUUGCUGUAGACGUGCCUUGCCCUUUUUGAUAUUGAGUAACGAGUAGAAUGAACUUUCUUGCGUCAACACGCUUGUCUGCUGAUGGGGCGUCGACUUCAGGGCCAUGCCUGAUAAAGGAGGGGGACUGCGUGAUCGUUUAUGAGGGCGUCAACUCUAUGAAAGCGGUGUACAUCACAGCCAAAGGCCGGUUUGAGAACCGUUUUGGGGUUUUCAAGCACCAGUCCUGGAUUGGGAAGCCCUUUGGCAUCAAAGUCACGGCCGACGCGGGCGGUGGCGGCUGGGUGUACCUCUUGCGGCCCACUCCGGAGCUCUGGACGCAAGUGCUGCGCCACAGGACCCAGAUCCUCUACCUUGCUGACAUCAGCAUGAUUGUCAUGCAGCUGGACCUGCGACCAGGCAGUGUGGUGCUGGAGAGCGGCACCGGCAGCGGCAGUCUGACGCACUCUCUGGUGCGGGCGGUGGCGCCAACAGGGCACGUGCACACCUUUGAGUUCCAUGCAGGGAGAGCAGAGGACGCUGCUGCGGAGUUCAAGCAGCACGGCCUGUCGCAGCUGGUGACGGUGCGGCAGCGGAACAUCGAGGAGCAGGGCUUCCUGGAGACCCUGCAUGGCGCCGCCGACGCCAUCUUCCUGGACCUCCCCGGCCCCCACAAGGUGGUUCCCAGCGCCGCCGCCUGCCUGAGGCCCAACGGCCGCUUCUGCGCCUUCAGCCCCUGCAUCGAGCAGGUGCAGAAGACGGCUGAGGCGCUGUCGGCAGCCGGCUUCACGGACAUCAUCACCUACGAGUGCUUGCUUCGGGAGUACGAGGUUCACCGGGAAACCCUAGCCACCACGAUCCAGCUGGCAGAGGGCCCCGCACCCAAGCGCCCACGGCCCAACCCCGCGCACGCCAAACCGGCAGAGCCGGUUGCGCAAGCUGCGGAGGCGACGGCGGCAGCCGCUGAGGAUGCUUCAAAGCAGGACGCGAGCGAAGCAGCCCCCAGCGCCGAACCAGCUGCGCCUGCAGCAGGGGCAGAGGCGCAGGUUGCUUCGGAGGGAGCGCAAGGGGAGACGGCGGAGGCGGCUGGGUCGGGUACUGGUGGGGACGUUGCUGGCAGCAGCGGCGAGACGGGGGCAGCGACGGGGGCUGAGGGAGAGGCGCAGCCUGGCAGCGACGCACGGCAGCAAGAGGGGCAACAGCAGCAGCAGCAGAGGGCACAGGGGCGGCAACAAGGCGGGUUGCGGAGUGGGCCGGCGACGAUGACGCGGAUCGUGAGCUUCCGGCCGGCGAUGGAGGCGCGCGGGCAUACGGGGUACCUGCUGUUUGCGCGGAAGUUUGUGUGCGGCUGAACGACGUUGCUAGCCUGAGCGUCGCUACGGUUGUUUAGCAGGUUGGUGUGUGGCUAUGAUGAGGACGUUUAUGGUAGAACUACUACCGUAUAACAUGUUUAGCGUAUUGAUAAUGGUGUAGAGUAAUGGUGAAUGAUAGUUCGCGGCCGCGCGUACGUGCUUGGAGGCAGGUGUUUCAUAUAUGGAUUCCGCUAUCCAUUUGCUUUGAUGUGAGAUGGUUUCAUGGGUCUCGCACGUCUUGCUAGAGGUUUGAGGAGCAUCGUAUCUUCGUAUGGCGAAGCAGGAUGCACUGUUUUGGAUAGGUGAGGUGCUGCUAUCAGUCAGUCCAGGCGAAGUGUGCCCCUCUGUCAAAUGUACGGUACCCAUCAAACUUCGUACGCAGCCGACCGCUUCCUCGGCUACCCAAGUGUUCGUGCAUGCGUGCAAGUGCUUCUGUUUUCCGUCACGCUUUGGAUUUAAUGCUAUACCGGUUCAGCUCAAGCAAGUAGCAUACUCCGCAUACCUCCCGACCGAUACUCUUUUGCUUCUGAGGGCCCACUCGGGC
Molecule: messenger RNA, 1946 nt
Organism: Astrephomene gubernaculifera
Lineage: Eukaryota; Viridiplantae; Chlorophyta; Chlorophyceae; Chlamydomonadales; Astrephomenaceae
Source: the annotation of a GenBank genome assembly